CCAGGCUUGUAAAUUAAACGAAAUAUGGAGUGAGACCGCUUUUUCUUCCUCACGAUUCUUUUAUCAUGGACAGUCAAAACUCUUAUCCUCUCCAACGGUCAACCGGCUACGAGAUCUCACGUGAUGAGAUGAACGUUGAGCAUCACGAACGCCUUGAGAACUCAGCAAGGCGUACUCGCCUGGAAAUGUUCCUCACUACGAGUGAUAGAGCCCUGGUUCUCGCGGGCUGUGCCCUACUUCAACUACCAAUAUGGGGUUUUGCAAUGACUUAUGGUAUCUUCCAGCAAUAUUAUAUCGACAAUUGGUCGUUUGAUGGAAGCCAGAGUGCUGUUGGUGUUAUUGGGACAACAUACAAUGGUGUGAUGUACCUCUCAAUACCCGUAUUCUCCAUGGCCUUUACACGCAAAUGGGCAAGAUAUAGGCGUGGAGCUGCCAUCAUAGGCGUUUUUCUCUCCUGCAUCAGCUUUAUCAUCUGUUCGUUCAGUCGUAACGUGUGGCAGCUUGUGCUUGCACAGGGAGUGCUGGCUGCUUUGGGAGGCGCGUUAGUUUACACGCCGACCACACUAUCUCUCGGCGAGCAUUGCAGUACAGAAAACCGCGCAGUCGCGUAUGGAAUCACCUUAUCUUGCAAAAAUAUAACGGGUACUACAUGCCCGUUCUUGAUGCAAGCCCUUCUCAGCCGACUUGGAUUUCAGCGUACCAUGUGGAUUUGGACAGGAAUCGUUGCAACAACCAGUAUUGCUGCGGUGACGGUUAUUCCCAUGACAAAAUCGACGAAUGCUGACUCUCCGACAUUAAGGCACCGAAAAAUACCGUGGGACUUUCUGCGACAUCAAACGUUCUACGUUUACUGUAUUGCUAUCAUUCUACAAAGCUCAGGAUAUGGAAUCCCUCAGACAUAUCUGAAUAGUUACGCGCAUGAGGUUGCGUCAAUCUCCGUCAAUGCAUCUACUCUUUUGAUAACAUUAUUCAACGUUCCUGGAAUCGUUUCGUCGACUUUUUUUGGGUGGCUGUCGGAUAAUAAGUUUAAGAAUUUUUCUGCAACUGCAACCACAUUCUUCUCUGCCAUUUCGUCUGCUAUGGCUACCUUUCUACUUUGGGGACUUGCAGGUUCAACUUCGGAUAGUAUGUCUUUGCUAAUACUUUACUCUAUGAUAUAUGGGUUCUUUGCUGGCGGAUACAGUGCAACAUGGGGCGGCGUUCUGAAGCAAAUGGAGGCGGAGGCGGCUGAAAAUAAUGAAGCUAUAGACACGGGUAUGGUAUACGGCUUAUUGAAUGGUGCGAGAGGGAUAGGCUUCGUUGCUGGUGGAGUGGCAGGUGUUCAGCUGCUGAAAACUGGCAAGGCAGCUCUUGCUACUGAGUUCGGGUACGAAACCAAAUAUGGACCCUUGAUAUUGUACACUGGACUAGCGACCGGAUUCGGUGGUUGGAGCAUUGCGUUUCAUGGCAAAACACUUCUAAGGGGCCUGCGAAUGAGAUUGCUUGGUUGAGGGCCUUGAAAGGAGGUUGCCUUGAGCAGUAGAACAAUCCUGGGAAAUGUGAAAAGAUCUUCAGACCAUAAAUAUAUUUUAUUCGCCUUAUAUCAAUACCAUGCCAAG
Verruconis gallopava is the source of this 1598-nucleotide messenger RNA. RefSeq lists its product as uncharacterized. The transcript is spliced from 3 exons. Gene Ontology annotation, biological process: transmembrane transport. Gene Ontology annotation, molecular function: transmembrane transporter activity. The coding region runs from base 66 to 1490 and encodes 474 amino acids. Lineage: Eukaryota; Fungi; Ascomycota; Dothideomycetes; Venturiales; Sympoventuriaceae. The record is from RefSeq and is a predicted model, not a curated record. Gene Ontology annotation, cellular component: fungal-type vacuole membrane.